Messenger RNA from Drosophila kikkawai, 2584 nucleotides. Its product is annotated as sialin. Gene Ontology annotation, molecular function: transmembrane transporter activity. The record is from RefSeq and is a predicted model, not a curated record. Gene Ontology annotation, biological process: monoatomic anion transport; transmembrane transport. Lineage: Eukaryota; Metazoa; Arthropoda; Insecta; Diptera; Drosophilidae. Gene Ontology annotation, cellular component: membrane.
CAUUUUCAGUUCAGUUCCAACGCUCCGAGUGAACAGUUUCGAGUCUUGAUAUCGAACUCGGCUCCGACUUCGAAUAUCGUUCGACUCAGUUCUAGAAUCGCCUGCGCUUGCGCCAGCAGAAGUAGUCACCACCUCCCGAAUGCUGUUUCAAAAAUAAUCAACAGCUGUCCGUUCAAUACUCUAAAAAUAAUAAAAAUAAAGUAAAAGCUGUCUGCUGUCCGGGAGUGCUUCGAGCUUGCUACUUAAUCUGUUCAGAAACUAAAAAAUAAAAAAAACAAGAAAGGAAGCUAACUUCGGCUAGCCGAAGUUGAAAUACCCUUGCAAGGCAGACGUCAUGUCCAACACGGAGAAAGGAGGACUGCACAGAGUGCGAAACUUCCUGUCAUGCCGCCAAGUGCUGAACCUGCUGACCAUGCUCGGCUUCAUGCUGAACUAUGCCCUCAGAGUCAAUCUUACCAUAGCCAUUGUGGACAUGGUCCGGCCAAAUGUCACUGCCUCCUCUGGUAAUGGAACUCUGGCGGGGAAUGGCACGACGGGUAAUAGUUCCUCCUCCGUCACCACAUCCAGCCCGGAUGGCGUGGAUGUGUACGAAGAGCGCUUCCCCUGGGACACUUACCAGACCAACUUUGUGCUGGGCUGCUUCUUCUGGGGCUACAUUCUCACUGAGCUGCCUGGCGGUCGCCUGGCUGAGCUUAUUGGCGGUCGCCGCGUCUUUGGACAUUCCAUGCUGUGGGCCAGUCUGCUGACCCUGAUCACGCCGCUGGCGGCGCACAUUAACUAUGUGGUUUUGAUUGUGGUGCGAGUGGUGCUUGGUUUCAUGCUGGGCGCUUCCUGGCCAGCCAUUCACCCGGUGGCCGCCGUCUGGAUUCCGCCCAUGGAGCGCUCCAAGUUUAUGUCUAAUAUGAUGGCCUCCUCUCUGGGCGCUGCCAUAACCAUGCCCAUCUGCGGCUACCUGAUCUCCGUUGCUGGCUGGGCCAGCGUCUUCUAUCUGACAGGAGCCGUGGGUUUGCUUUGGUCCUUGGCCUGGUUUACCUUUGUUUAUGAGACUCCUGCCACACAUCCCCGCAUUACGGCCGAGGAAAGGCGUGAGAUUGAGGAGGCCAUUGGCACAACCACCUCCAAGAAGCGUCCUAGCCACGUGCCCUGGGGCCAGCUUCUCUGCUCGCCCGCCGUCUGGGCCAUCAUCAUCUGUCACGGCCUGGCUGUGUUUGGCUUCUUCACAGUGGUCAAUCAGCUGCCCACGUUCAUGUCCCAGAUCCUGCAUUUCGACAUCAAGCAGAACGGCCUGUUCUCGUCGCUGCCUUAUCUGGGCAAGUACGUCAUGGCUGUGGCCUCGUCCUACCUGGCUGAUUACCUGCGCAAGAAGGGGACACUGAGCACGACAGCCACCAGGAAGCUGUUUACGACUUUUGCUCUUGUCAUUCCCGGCCUGCUGAUGAUUCUGCAGGUGUUCCUAGGCUAUGAUGCCACUUGGUCUGUCACCAUCUUCUCGCUAGCCCUGUUUGCCCAUGGAGCUGUUACUGCUGGCUAUCUGGGCAAUGGUUUGGAUAUUGCACCCAACUUUGGUGGUACCAUUUUCGGACUGGCCAACACUCUGUCCUCCUUUGGUGGUUUCCUGUCCACGUGGAUGGUGGGGGCCCUCACCUACCACGAUAAAUCCUUCCAUCAAUGGCAAAUUGUUUUCUGGAUUUUGGGUGCCACCUACAUCUCGGGAGCCGUGGUCUUUGCCAUUCUUGGCAGUGGCGAACUGCAGCCCUGGAACAACCCACCAGAGCGCGUCAAGAUCAGCGAUGUUACCCAAGAGGAGGGUGUGCCGCUCAAGAAUGAAAAGUGAAGAGGAAACUCUCAGUGUGAAAAUGGCAAGAAAAGGAAAACCAAUGCGAGCUGAGCAUCCCACCACCAGCACCUAUACACAUCAUCCGCACAAGUUAUAGUUGUUGCUACCGAGCACGUCUGAGAUUUACGAGGUUUUCGUUUUUUCCUAACCAGGAGAAAAACAUGAAUGAAAGACAUUAUUUUUUAGAGAUACUGUGCGAGGUUUCUUCAAACAAAAACUAAAAAACAUACACACAAAAACUCUCAUACAACCAACACUGUACACCGAUGCCCAUGUCUGCUUUAUGGAAAUUGACUAUAUUUAUAAGUAAUAUUUACUUUAGAGCUAGCUCCGCGAGAGCUACUUACGUCUAUGUCUGUAACUGUAACAAUAUGCAUAUAUAUAUGUAUAUAUGUAUCUGUAGCCUAAAUGAUUAUAGUAUUCUGUAUGUCCGCAGAGAGCAUGGAGGAGAACAGGAUCUGCUCUGUGCUCGAUAUGUUUCGUUUAAUUUAUAUUAAAAAGUAGCCCCAACUAUGGUUUAGCUUAGAUAAACAAAAAAUACAAUAAUUAUGCAAGUAGCAGAAAUAUAAAUACAUACAGAUACGCCGAUAGUGUAGCUAAGUUGAUAUUAAAUCAUAAUAUAACUUUGUACUAUACUUUGCUUAUUUAUGUAAUUAAUUUAAACAUUUUCUAAGUUCAUAAUAAAAAGUAACUCGGAAAAAAAAUGAAAAGAAGAAGUCAAGCUAUUAUUUAGCUGAAUGUUAAAAA